Bombina bombina (fire-bellied toad) is the source of this 1293-nucleotide messenger RNA. RefSeq names its product hepatocyte nuclear factor 6-like. NCBI's taxonomy places the organism in Eukaryota, Metazoa, Chordata, Amphibia, Anura, Bombinatoridae. Gene Ontology annotation, molecular function: RNA polymerase II cis-regulatory region sequence-specific DNA binding; DNA-binding transcription factor activity, RNA polymerase II-specific. The record is from RefSeq and is a predicted model, not a curated record. The coding region runs from base 1 to 1251 and encodes 416 amino acids. Gene Ontology annotation, biological process: regulation of transcription by RNA polymerase II. The transcript is spliced from 2 exons. Gene Ontology annotation, cellular component: nucleus.
AUGAAUGUCCAUUUGGGUUUGGAAAAUUCUGAAGAUUUGUCCAGCUCAGACCAGGAGCUAAUGCACUCCCAAGGCAGGACUUUACAUCCCCCAGUUCCAAGACCAUCUCUUGUGUCCAGCAUGACCUCUGUGUUAGAUGGAAAUGACUACCAUCGCUCAGAACACCACCUGGCUACCUCUCUGCACCCUGGACUUGGGUUUGGGGGAGAUUCCCCACCUACAUCUACCAACAGUUACACUACUCUGACCCCGCUUCAGCCUCUCCAUGAAAAGUUCCAUCACCACCAGCAUCACCAAUGUGUCCCAGUUGGGAACGUAAUUGGGAGUUUCACUCUCAUGAGAGAAGACAGAGGACUGGGGCCACAUAAUAAUUUCUAUAGCCACUAUCCCAAAGAUAUAAGCAUGGGUCAAAGUUUAUCUUCCUUACCCAGCCCUAACCUUACUACCAUGCACAGCUAUGGCCAUGCGUCUGGGCACUUGGCUAGUGAGAAGAUGGUCACUGGAAAUAGCUAUGAUGCCCACCAUACUAUGUUCAACAGAAUUGAUCAGCACUUUUCCAGGGAGUUGUCCCCACCUCCUACCUCAGGAAUGGGGUCACCCAACAUGCACCAACACCAUUAUGUCCAUCACAGAACUGAAAUGAAUUGCAGACAAAACCCCUCCAUUUCAACACAAAACACUGCCCUUUCCAGCCAACUGGAAGAGAUAAACACCAAAGAUGUUGCCCAAAGAAUUAUAGCAGAGCUGAAGAGGUAUAGCAUCCCACAAGCCAUCUUUGCAGAAAGGGUAUUAUGUAGGUCGCAGGGUACACUCUCUGACUUACUAAGGAACCCAAAACCAUGGAGCAAACUGAAAUCUGGGAGAGAGACUUUUAAGAGAAUGUGGAGAUGGCUUCAAGAACCUGAGUUCCAGAGAAUGGCAGCUUUAAGGUUAGAAGCCUGCAAAAGGAAAGAGCAAGAGCAAAGCAAAGCAGAAAGAAAUACCGUUCCCAAGAGACACCGCCUAGUUUUCACUGACAUUCAGCGACGAACGCUUCACGCCAUCUUUCAUGAGAACCAACGGCCCUCCAAGGAACUACAGAUCACCAUUGCACAGCAGCUUGGUCUUGAGCUUUCAACUGUUAGCAACUUCUUCAUGAAUGCCCGAAGGAGAAGCCUGGACAAAUGGAUGGAUGAGGGGCAUAACCGUCCACCAUCCUCCGGCUCAUUAGUGUCCAAGGGAGGUUCGGCCAUCGCUUGCACCAAAGCAUGAAAAGAUACCAAUACUGCUACCGACCAAAGAUAGGAGCAUACA